AGUAAAAAACAGAAAUAUAAUAUAUGAUGAACUUUCUUUAGUCAAAGACAAUUUCUUCUUCUAUACUCUCAUGUAUGGUCACAUAUAUCAAUAUCUCUAUAUCCAUUUGCAUACUACUUGGUUUUCCUGCACAAGCUGAUCAGAAAAAACAUGAGUUUUCGAUUUUCUCCCCCUUCCUACUACUACAGUUCCUCUAAUGAUUUAGAUACACAGGCUCAAAACACUUUUGACAAGUUUGAUCAGAGUGUUGAUUCCACCAUGAAAUGGGCAGUAGCAGGAUCUGUUGUUUAUGGAGUGGUGGUAAUAAUAGCAAUUAUAGCAAUAGCAUAUGCAAUUAUUGAGUGCUUGAAGAAGGCAGGAACUGUGAUUCCAGCUUACACUCAGCUUCCAACCACAGAGAACGAUCAUAAAGCUUCAAAGUCACUUCCAUCCCCCAGCAAAAUAGAAGUGGUAAUACCACCAGAUUCCAUAGUUCCUGGUUCAAAAGCUGAGUUUGCAACCAUGGAAAGAUUCCUGAGCAACAUCAACAGAGAGAAACCAAUCAGGUUCUCACCUGAGCAACUUGAUGGAGUUACAAAGAACUACUCAACCAUAUUGGGUUCUGGUGCUUUUGGAGUAGUCUUCAAAGGAGAAUUGCCAAAUGGAGAACUUGUAGCAGUCAAAGUUCUCAACUGUUUGGAUAUGGGAAUGGAAGAGCAAUUCAAAGCAGAAGUUGGAACCAUUGGAAGAACUUACCAUAUCAAUCUAGUUAGACUUUAUGGUUUCUGCUUCCACCAUGAUACAAGAGCUCUUGUUUAUGAGUGUGUGGAAAAUGGAUCUCUUGACAAGUACUUAUUUGGCAGCCAGAACAGGAACAUUGAGCUGGGGAAGCUACAUCACAUUGCAAUUGGAACAGCAAAGGGACUUGCUUAUUUACAUGAGGAAUGUCAACAUAGAAUAAUUCAUUAUGAUAUCAAACCAGAGAAUGUUCUUCUUGACAUGAAAUUAGAACCAAAGAUAGCAGAUUUCGGCCUCGCGAAGCUCCGCAACAGGGAAAGUAACACUACAAUCAACACACACUUUAGAGGAACCAGGGGGUAUGCUGCACCAGAAAUGUGGAAGGCUUAUCCGGUGACUUACAAGUGUGAUGUUUAUAGUUUUGGUAUUCUUCUUUUUGAAAUUGUAGGGAGGAGAAGGCACUUUGAUUCUACCUACACAGAAUCACAGCAAUGGUUUCCAAAGUGGACAUGGGAGAUGUUUAAGAAUAAUGAAUUAGCUGUAAUGCUUGCACUUUGUGGAACUGAAGAGAAAGACAAUGAGAAAGCUGAGAGAAUGUUAAAGGUGGCUCUAUGGUGUGUUCAGUAUUCACCAGAAGAUAGGCCUCUUAUGAGUACUGUGGUGAAGAUGUUAGAGGGUGAAAUAGAAAUUUCUCCACCCCCAUUUCCUUUCAAAAACAUGGUUUCAUGGAAAGCAAACAUGACUCCGGAUGGAAGCACUGCAGAUUCAGAUGCUACUCCAUCAUCAUGGAAGACAGAUCCUUUGCCAGAACCUGGUUCUAGAACCAUGGACAAUACAUUUCAGAUCGAAAAAACUACUUGAUCUAACAGAACAGUACAGAAAUUAUAGUGAAAUGGAAAUUUAUAUAAUUUUGUACUUCUAAACUGAGUGAGAUUGGUUUUGUUCCUUUUUUAUGAAUGUACAACAUCAAAUUUCACUCUGAAAAAAUAAUGAAGUUAGUGUAAAA
Molecule: messenger RNA, 1723 nt
Organism: Lotus japonicus
Lineage: Eukaryota; Viridiplantae; Streptophyta; Magnoliopsida; Fabales; Fabaceae
Product: G-type lectin S-receptor-like serine/threonine-protein kinase At2g19130
Exons: 2
Coding region: 151-1578 (475 amino acids)
Biological process (GO): protein phosphorylation
Molecular function (GO): protein kinase activity; ATP binding
Source: RefSeq, a predicted model, not a curated record